Molecule: messenger RNA, 450 nt
Organism: Penicillium malachiteum
Lineage: Eukaryota; Fungi; Ascomycota; Eurotiomycetes; Eurotiales; Aspergillaceae
Exons: 2
Coding region: 1-450 (149 amino acids)
Source: RefSeq, a predicted model, not a curated record
AUGGUCGAAGAAAGGGCGCCGAAUAACGAUAUCCCUUGCAUUCCUUCCAUCCCAAUGGACCCAUCCCGAGUAGCACUGGCAUACACACCAGAUUGCAUCUGGCGCAAUCGAACAACUUUCUUUUCGGGAACUGAGAAGAUCGUGGAAUUCUUAACCGCUAAAUGGAAGCGUGAACACAAUUAUCGUCUGCGCAAGGAACUCUUCGCGUUCAGUGAUGACCGUAUUGCCGUCCAGUUCUGGUACGAGUAUCAGGAUAUUGAUGAUGGGAUGCGGUGGAAGAGAUGCUAUGGGCUGGAAGACUGGACUUUUGAUUGGGAGACUGGGAAGAUGUGUAAACGCAUGAUGAGUGGCAAUGAUCUGCUUCUCGGGCCGGACGGUAAUGGAGAAGGGCGGUGGUUCGUUGAAGGGACUGAUGUCAAUGAAGUUCCCAUUAGCGACCGGCACUGGUAA